This is a messenger RNA of Acanthosepion pharaonis, 1251 nucleotides long. The record is from the annotation of a GenBank genome assembly. NCBI's taxonomy places the organism in Eukaryota, Metazoa, Mollusca, Cephalopoda, Sepiida, Sepiidae.
AUGUUUCCACUUCAAAACAUCGUGAGAAGUUGCAAUCAGCAACUUCUCAAACUCUACGCGCGACAUUCCAAAUGUACACUCAGUUUACCAAUUAAACGAUCAGCAUCGACUUCCGAGGCUUUACGUAAGACCUUCCUGUAUGACUUCCAUAUUGAACAUGGAGGAAAAAUGGUGCCAUUUGGAGGUUGGUCAAUGCCAGUACAAUACAAAGACAGCAUCCAAGACUCUCAUCACCAUGUACGGAAUCAUGUAGGGAUCUUUGAUGUGUCUCAUAUGAUGCAAACUAAAAUUCAUGGAAAAGACAAACUUUCUUUCAUUGAGAGUUUGACCGUGGUCAAUGCUAAAAUCCUAAAACCAGGAAUGGGUUCUCUGACUGUUUUCACUAAUGAAGAUGGUGGAAUAAAUGAUGAUCUUAUAGUGACCAACACAAGUGAGGGAUACCUGUAUGUUGUCUCAAAUGCUGCCUGUGAUCAUAAAGACUAUGCUAAUAUGGAAAAACGUGUUGCAGAAUUUCAUGCCAAGGGCCUUGAUGUAACAAUAGAAAGAUUGCCUCAUUCAUUACUUGCUGUUCAAGGUCCAUCUAUGAUCAAAGUAUUACAACCUGGUCUGCCCUUUGAUCUCAGCACCCUACCAUUUAUGAGAAGUACAAUGACCACUGUAUUUGGAAUUCCAGAAUGCAGAAUAACUCGUUGUGGCUAUACAGGAGAAGAUGGUGUAGAGAUUUCUGUCGACUGUGAUCAUGUUUUGAAAUUAUUGAAUGAAUUGCUUGGUUCCAAGAUUGAUGAAGUCAGAAUGGCUGGUUUAGGUGCUCGUGACACGCUACGUUUAGAAGCAGGAUUAUGUUUGUAUGGCAAUGAUAUGGAUGAGACAACAACACCCAUUGAAGCAUCUUUAGGCUGGCUUAUUGGUAAAAGGCGACGACAAGAGGCUAAUUUUCCUGGAGCUUCAAUCAUCUUGGAUCACGUAAAGAAUCCACCCAACAGGAUAAGAGUUGGAUUUCUAUCUGCAGGACCUUCUCCAAGACAUGGCUGUAAAAUAUUUGAUGAAACGGGUCAAACUGAAAUUGGUGUUGUUACCAGUGGCUGUCCAUCACCAACGCUGAAACAAAACAUAUCUAUGGGUUAUUUAAAACCAGAGUUUUCUUCUGUUGGGAGUAAAGUGAUUUUUGAUAUCCGGAAGAAAAGGAUUCCUGGACAAAUAGCCAAAAUGCCUUUUGUUCCUACAAACUACUUUGUUGUGAAAAAAAAGUAA